Macaca mulatta (Rhesus monkey) is the source of this 1896-nucleotide messenger RNA. RefSeq names its product COMM domain containing 7 (gene COMMD7). The record is from RefSeq and is a predicted model, not a curated record. Gene Ontology annotation, biological process: negative regulation of DNA-templated transcription; tumor necrosis factor-mediated signaling pathway. Lineage: Eukaryota; Metazoa; Chordata; Mammalia; Primates; Cercopithecidae. Gene Ontology annotation, molecular function: NF-kappaB binding.
GGCAAUACCAGGUGAUGCUAGGGGUGAUGCUGAUGCCCAUCCAAGGUUGAGACCUACUGUUCUACUCUGAUGUCAGCUCUCCGAGGGACACCGUGGCCUGCUUUGUUCCCUUCCCUGUCUCCAGUGUCUGGCAUCGUGUAGGCGUGUCAUAAAUAUCUGUGGAGUGCAUAAUAACAGUGAUGAUAAUAGCAGCUGGUCAUUGAUUGAAGACCUCUUGUGCGACGGUCUCUGCGUUAAACAUUUCUGGAGGCUUAACUCAUUUAAGGAGCUACCCCAGCCAUCAUUUUCACAGAUGGUGAAACUGAGGUCCAGGGAGGCCAAGCGCCGUACCCAAAGGUCACUCAGCGGGAGAGCUGGCAGGAAACCUCGCGUCUGCCCGCGCCGCCCCCGCCCUUCCCCAGAGCCCGGCGGCCGCGUGUGUCCGCGGCCCUGCGAGGGCGCCCCGGCUCCGGACUUCCCCCGGCGGCCGGGGGAGGAGCGCGCGGCGGCGGCCGUGGCGAAAGUGCGGUUGUGGAUGCGCCGAGAGGCCGGCGGCGGCGGCGGCGGCGGCGGAGGAGGAAGCUGAGCAGGGCGGCGGCGGCGGAACCUGCGGGACUGGGGCGCGCGCCAUGGGUCGCCUGCACUGCACUGAGGACCCAGUGCCCGAGGCCGUGGGCGGCGACAUGCAGCAGCUGAACCAGUUGGGCGCGCAGCAGUUCUCAGCCCUGACAGAGGUGCUUUUCCACUUCCUAACUGAGCCAAAAGAGGUGGAAAGGUUUCUGGCUCAGCUCUCUGAAUUUGCCACCACCAAUCGUAUCAGUCUCAGCUCCCUCAGAAGCAUUGUGAAAAGCCUCCUCCUGGUUCCAAAUGGUGCUUUGAAGAAGAGCCUCACAGCCAAGCAGGUCCAGGCGGAUUUUAUAACUCUGGGCCUUAGUGAGGAGAAAGCCACUUACUUUUCUGAAAAGUGGAAGCAGAAUGCUCCCACCCUUGCUCAGUGGGCCAUUGGUCAGACUCUGAUGAUUAACCAGCUCAUAGAUAUGGAGUGGAAAUUUGGAGUGACAUCUGGGAGCAGCGAAUUGGAGAAAGUGGGAAGUAUAUUUUUACAACUAAAGUUGGUGGUUAAGAAAGGAAAUCAAACCGAAAAUGUGUAUAUAGAAUUAACCUUGCCUCAGUUCUACAGCUUCCUGCACGAGAUGGAGCGAGUCAGAACCAGCAUGGAGUGUUUCUGCUGAUUUCUGUCCCUGCAUCUCCCCUGGCCCCGUUCCCUGCCCUCCUCCCUUCCCUGGGUGACUGCUCUGAGAGGCACUUCACUCACAGGCCUGUGGGAUGCUCCAUGGGGCCCUGCUGGCUUCUUAGGAGCCCAGGUGCAAAGGGUUUCUGAAAAACAACAGGAUUAAGUACUUAAAGAGCCCAACACAAUUACCCCGUAAACUCUGUGUUAGGGCAACCUCCACCACCUAUCUGUCUUCCAGGACACAUUUUAGAUACUGUGACAGGCCACUGCAUCUCAGAUUCAGGGGAGAAAGUAAAUUGUCACCUCCCCUUCAAAGUUCCAGAGUAAACAAAUGGUGCCAUCAUUCAAGAUAACAUGCUAAUCACCCUCCUCCCAAAAAGCAAGAGCUUGUUUAUGGCUGAGGAAUCGGUGGAUUGUCUGAAUGACGUGUACAGAGCCCCCACGGAUUUCUGCACACUCUGGGUCUGUGCUGGUGGAACAUUGCCAGUCAGUUUUUAAUGAGGCACCUGUGUGUAAAUACAUGCUUGGUUUUCUCUGCAGAGAACUGAGGCUAAACUCUGUCCCCACUUCUGGUUUUGCCCUGUCAUGUUGUAACGAGGCAGGCCUUUUGAGGCCAUUUCAGUUUGAGCUCAAGCCAACCACCUCUGUUGGUUAGAUGAUGAAUAAAAAGGUUCUGCAGCAAA